This is a messenger RNA of Parnassius mnemosyne (clouded apollo), 1470 nucleotides long. The record is from the annotation of a GenBank genome assembly. Lineage: Eukaryota; Metazoa; Arthropoda; Insecta; Lepidoptera; Papilionidae.
AUGGCUAAGAAUUAUGUUAAUAAAUUUCGUGGUGAAAGUUUUUUUACUCCAAACAGAAAAUUACAUAUAAAAGAUGAGCCCGUGUCGCCUAGUGAAGAAGAGUUCGUGGAUUACAAUAAUUUUGACUUCGCCUGUAUAAAUGAUUAUGGUAGUAUGAAAAAAUCAUUAUCAAUGAAUGACAUAGCAGCUUUGAAAGAUUUUGCAAAAUUGGAUUUACAAAAUGUACAAGAGCAAGAGCCAAGAUAUCGCAGACCUACCACCGGCAGUAGUCAAGAUUUGUCUAAACCAAAGUUUAUUUCGUUGGCCGAGUCUAUUUAUCAUUUUCAACGUGAUACACCUGGACGCUUCCAUUCAACUCGUCCUCAAAUGUUUCGCUCUCAGUGUAACACAGGACCCUCUGGACUUACUGUGCCUCAAUCUCCAAUGCUUCGGUGUAAAGCACGAUCAAGACCAAUUCAUACUAUGUCGCAAAAAGAAAAGGAGGAAAUCGAAGUAGAACAGAUGAAAAAUUUCAAAAUAAAGGCUCAUCCUGUACCUAAAUCAGUGAUAGAAGGCACCAAGAAUUUACCAGAGGUACCUAGAAAACCUGCUACAAUUCCAGAACCGUUUAAGUUAACUGAGAUACAUAAGAAGACAAUCCAUUCCCCAAUAACUGUCCAGAAUUUUAAAGCUCGUCCUGCUCCCAAACAUAUAUUAGAGAAACCUCAAGUACCACCUAAGCCACUUGUAUACACUACUAAAGCAUUAAGUCCAAACUUUCAUUACAGACGAGGUCAUUCGGCUGAUCAAAUUAAGUGUCGUUUGGCUGAUCAAAUUAAGUGUGAUAAGAAAAAUAACAUUUUUAUGAAAGAAAUACAGAAACAGCCAAAGCCAUGUGAAAUUGUUCAAAGACAUGGACCUGUACGCCCAGAACCUUUUUCAUUUGAGAAGAGGGAUGAAGAGAUGAGAAAACGCAGGGAGGAAAGAAUUAAACGUCAGUUGGAGGAAGAAAGGAAAUUAGCAUCUCAGUUUAAAGCCCAGCCUUUACCAGCUGCAGUGAAAAAGCAAAUGCACAAUGCAACCAGCAAAAGUACUGCAUCUAACGCUUCCUCAGAGAAUAAGGAGAAUCAUGUCAAAUUUGAAGCCCGCCCUCCUCUUGUUUUAUAUAAAGCACCUUUUAAACCUACCCUUCCACCAAGCCAAAUAGUUAAACCAGCUCCGUUCGACCUAAAUACAGAAAAAAGAGCUGCAGAAAGAGAGAAGUUUGAGCGGCUUUUGAAGGAAAAAGAGGAAGAGAAUGAGAUAUUAAGACAGCAGAAGGAAAGAGAACAGAAAGAAGCCGAGGAGAGAGCACAAGCAGAAUUAAGAGCCAAACUUAUUCAUCAUGCUAAGCCUAUACCAACAAUAGAACCAUUUAUUCCUGAAAAGUCUUCAGAACCUCUCACUGUGCCUGAAACACCAAAAUUUGUUAGAAGAUUGAAACAAAACUAA